Messenger RNA from Aspergillus saccharolyticus JOP 1030-1, 4873 nucleotides. RefSeq lists its product as uncharacterized. Lineage: Eukaryota; Fungi; Ascomycota; Eurotiomycetes; Eurotiales; Aspergillaceae. The coding region runs from base 394 to 4848 and encodes 1484 amino acids. Gene Ontology annotation, molecular function: transcription coregulator activity. The transcript is spliced from 5 exons. Gene Ontology annotation, biological process: regulation of transcription by RNA polymerase II. The record is from RefSeq and is a predicted model, not a curated record. Gene Ontology annotation, cellular component: mediator complex.
GCCGGCCAUUUCGCCUCUUCGGGAAUGCUGUUGCUGAUAUCCUCGAUUCCAUCCAUCCACUCCUUAGUUCUUGUAUCUCUCCCUUCUUCUUCUUCUUCCUCCUGCUGCUGCCUGAUGGCGUGGCCUCUUUGACCCCUCUGAACCUUCUAUAUAUACACGCCGCUAGCACCCCUUUGCUCUUUGCUAUCACUUUCGUCGCGAAACUUUCAUACUCCCGAAAAGCGAUGGCUUCAGGAAGUUGAUUUAUUAUUUACUGACUGCCAAGAAAAAAAAAAAAAAGUUCCAUGUCUUCGCGCUGAGAUAUGACCAUAUGGAGAUGCGCUCCCGGAGAUGAAUUUUGUAUCGCCAGUGGAAGCGUUCCUGUAUUUAUCCAAAGGAGCUUUUAAUUAAAUCAUGGACUUUCCAGGCGGAUCCGUCACCAACAUACGCGUCAUUGAUGGAUUCUCCCAAAUCUAUUGGAGAAUAUAUACGGAAGAGCCUGGUAUAAUACAUAUUCCAGGCGAAGCUCCCGCAAAUGGUUAUACCAUUUUGAAACAUCUCAGCCGCCUCAAAGAUCUCGAGCUUCGGCUGAGGAACCUGGACUGUCUGGUCUCAAGUUAUCCUCGAAGACUAUGCCUUUGGGUCUUCUCUCCUACCCCGGGAUUUGAAUCCCUAGCCUCGGUGGCCGCGAAUCAGGGUAAAGACGACUCGGGGAGGCUGCUUGUCGGCGCUACUACUUUGAAAGUCUCGUCUUCCGGAAGCGUUUCCUCGUCAGAUUUGGUUAAGAACCUUUCGGCGGAGCCUCAAAAUGCGGCGGGUGCAGCCAGGCCGCAAAGACCCAAUGCGCCAACCCCAUUCGUCACAAUUUAUGCUUCUUUCAUCUCAGCUCUAAUGGGGAUUCUAAGCUUGCAAUUGAUACAGCAGACAGCCGCAAUUCCACUCGGGUCUCGGACUCUCCUCACCUUAGAUGAAAGAGGUCUCGAUGGGGCCGCGGGCUUUGGCGACGAAAGCCUCGCUUUUGCCCCGUCGCUCACUACGCUUCAAGUCCAACUGAUAGCUGCUGGAAAACUUACCGUGGCUUUGCAAACCGCACCACAACCGGGGCUUCUCAGAUUAUGCAAUCCCGAAGACGAUCUUACACAAACUCUCGACAUUGCACCCGGCACAGAUCUAUGGCUUUCUCCCAGUGGGUCGAUUGCCAGACUGGUGACGACUCAGCCAGCUCAGAAGACGGGCUCUUCUCCUUAUCCCUACAGUGCAGGCGGCAUGGGCUCGGAAAGGUCGGACCCAGUGAACCGCAAACAGUGGAUGGCGAAUGUACUGGGCUGGCUGACCAAUUUUGGGCUCCCAGUAAGUGGCAUUGGUGAAGAUUCCUGGGUGGAGGUCGAAGUUUGGGAACCGUUCUACUCGAGGCUGGCUGGGGAGACAUGGCGGCCUAACGAUGGAGGCUUAUCAACGCUACCCCUCAAGCGAAUCCUUUGGCCAGCUAUAUACUGCUUCAGAAGAACAAAAUCGGCAUUUUCAGACUCCUAUGGUGAAAUGGAAAGCGUUUAUGCUGUCAUUGAUGACCCUCUAGAAUUUGCAGAGAAGUGGAGCGUAUUAGAGAAACCCAAUCUUAACGAACCGAGCCCAAAGCCUCCAUCUGUGGCUCAAGAAGCAGAAAGCAAGGAUCAAGAUGCGCCCACACCCAUUACGACUGAUAUGCCCGAAGGACUCGAAAGCCUAUCUAGGGCCUCGCAGUAUCCAGACCUACAGACUGCAAGCCUUGUAUACCCGACGCCACCAGAUGGAGCCACGACGGCAGGAUUAAAUCCUACUACAGUCUCCUCGGAUGCAUUCUCCGAAGAUAUAUUCAGCAGCUCUACCUUCCCUCAACCGACCCGACAGAUGUCUUUUAGCCAGCCACACAGUAGGAAUCGCUCUGGUACGGACGUGACAAUGGGUUUUGGGCCUUCGGCAGGACUUGCCGUUGGAUCCGGGCUGUACGAUACGAACGACGAUGAUGAUCUGUUUGGCGACAUGAAUGAAAGAGACUUUGGAGCCAAAGGAAUCACAGAUGCAGACUUCAGUUUCUUCGAUGACCCAGGGUUCGACCGCAUGGCCGAAGUCGGUCAUGCAAAUGCUCUUCCUGAGUCGCCGAACUUUGUUGAGACAGGCCAACUCGAGGUACAACCUACACCGGUUGAGCACAACUAUCCUAAUUUGAUGGCGGAAGCUAUUGAUGGACAAAUCUUUGAGCCUGAUGUAGAACAAAUGGAUGUCACGACGGAGGCUCCGGCUGAAUCACCGCCGCAUGCACGAGACAUGUCUCUGCCAUCGCCUCAGGAAGACAAUGCAGGCACCAUAAGUCCUCCACUCAGUCCGGUAGAGGUCAAGAAAUUUCUUUUCCCCGAAACGAAAUCUGAGAGUCAUCCAACACCUGAGAAGGGGCAUAUGCCAGGGUAUUACAAUCCCAUACAUUUCAAGCAGGGCAUAUCUAGCUGGGAUCAGAAAUACAGCACUGAGGGCAAGUUCUGGUUCACAAUGCGUGACAAGGACGUCUCUGAUGAUGUUAUCCCUACGAAAAGUGAUAUUCCAACCAUUGGCCUCCUGCGUCGCAAAACAAAGUCUAAGAACAGCGCGGGUGGGAAACAGUCUGAUGAUAUCGGCAGUCCGCCAAGCGUUACGCUGCAGAAAGUCUCGUCAGACUCCGAUACAAGUGACGCUGAAAGCAUUGACAGCGAAGAGGAGAGCGGGUCGGAAAGCGGGUUGUCACCAGCUACAGACCCUUCGCGCAAAAGGAAACGUAGCCGUUCUAAUUCUGGGAGCUCGUCGGCUCUGUCCCCAGAAAAGACCUCCAUCAACGUGGAGCAAGACACAACACAACGUCCCGAAGAUUCGGUCUUCUUAGGAAACUUCCUAUCGACAUUCUCCGACUGGUCCUUGACCGGCUACUUCACAUUCCCCUCAAGUCAAACAUUACCUGUCCUUCUUCAGAAAGACGUGCAAGUUCAAAUUGCUCAGAUUCUGGUCGACCAAGUCACGCAAUCUUCUCUGAACCAUAAGUACGACGGGUCCAUUGGUCGACCCGGCUGUGGGAAUGAAGCGCACUCUCCCCACAAUGUUGACGACGAAUCAUUCAUGGGUGGCAUAGAAAGGCUCGAUUUGAAUACCUUUGUCUCCUUGCAGGAUACUACGGCACUUUCGCCUGCCACCCAAGCUCGACAACCUGCGCAGCGGAGAGAAACCAGCAAGGGCACCAUCUCUCGUCUUGGUCCACCACAUCUACGCGUCUGCCGCGGUAAAGACUUUCUGGAGACACUGCCACCAGCGAUCCCAUUCUGGGAGACGUUCGGAUUAGGACCGGCUCAUGGUCAGAAAGAUAUACUUGCUUAUUGCAUCCAUCCUCAUACGGCCGCAGCAGCUGCCGAUUCCUUCUUGGAUCGUCUUGGCUUGGUGUAUUCGGGUUGCAACUUCGGUAACCAUGAUCGAGGGGAUGGAUGUAACUUUUUCGACCGUGGUCUGGGCUCGUGGGACAUUAGUUGGUCACAUACGCGCUAUUCAUCUACCAUGCAAUCCCUGAAGACUAUAUGCGAAGAAUUAGGAUCGGCUUUGACAAAAAGUCCACCCGGCAAGGAGAACAAUCUAGUUGUCUAUAUAGUCAACCCCUUCGCUCAUGCUGCUGCUUUGGUCGAUAUCUGUUCGGCCUUCUGGAGUCUGUUUCAGAGAUAUGUGGCUGAUACUGACAAGCAACAGGCACGACAACUGAAUGAGCUUGUCCUGCAGAUUAUCCCCAUUGAUUUUCUCGUGUCGAAUGACUCCUUAAUUGUUCCUCCUCAGGCAGAGUAUUUGAAUUUGGCUUUGGAGGUCUACAGCCGGUGCCCACCAAAAUUGCCUCAUUCUAGCCAGGUCAAUGGCGCUCCUCCAAUGCUUCUCGCGGAGCCACUCCCGAAGAUCAUCAAUUUCAAACUCUCGUCCGAAAAGACUUCUCCGCUACAAGAAGGGAAAUGUCUCCAUGUUGCAUGCUCCCGAAGCCAAGACCAGAGGUGGAUGAGUGUGGCCUGGUCCGAUAACACCGGCGCUUUGCAGCAAACAAUGUCUUAUUGUCUCCGCUUCCGGAAUUCGUCGGCGGUCCGAAGUAUUGCAGAAGUUCGCAAUGAAAUAUGGUGCGCAACGAAGGACAUCAUGGACAGAAGCCAGGCGCGCUGGCGGGUUAUUGUCGCCAAUACGGAUCCCGUGGACCAGGAGGAGGUUGACACCUGGACAAACUUUGCAGAGCAGUACAACAAAUCCAGGUCGACAAGUCUGGACUUGACAAUUUUAUGUGUUGGUACCACUGCCGAACUCACCCUCGAGCCACCGUUCUUGCCCAUGCCAAUGAGCGCAGUCAAUCCUCUUGCAUCAGCCACACCCAUUGCCACGCCGAAUCCCAGCAUCUCUUCUCCCGACCAAAUCAGCACUGCACCCACCCCUCCCAGCGGUGCGAAUGCACCUUUGAACGCUCCCACACCGACAGAGACCAAUCCUGAGAUUGAGUCCGAAUCCCUGCUCAUGGAUAUAUGCGAUGAAACAUGGGGGGUUGUUCUGUCCCAUCGUCUCAACAGCUCGAUGCACCAGACCGAGUACCGACCCGCGCUGGCGAGCGGAUAUCUCCUCCGCAGGCGAGGCUCUACCGACGGGGACGGCGUAUAUACUAUGGCUGCGAACAUCAUAUAUACAAGGCGGCCUCCGGGGACGUAUGACAGCCUUCUCCGAGAGAUUCUGGGCAUGUACCGUGAUCUCGCGACCCUGGCUCGGGCCCGAGGCACUCGGGCGGUGCAGCAUGGCACCUUACCUUGGCACCUUGCGACCGUAGUCAAGGCGCAAUCACUGUUGAGUUAUGUUCUGUGAUGUUCUUAUUAUGUUCGAUUAGUUU